Messenger RNA from Annulohypoxylon truncatum, 2288 nucleotides. RefSeq names its product FAD dependent oxidoreductase. Gene Ontology annotation, molecular function: oxidoreductase activity. The record is from RefSeq and is a predicted model, not a curated record. The transcript is spliced from 2 exons. Gene Ontology annotation, cellular component: cytoplasm. NCBI's taxonomy places the organism in Eukaryota, Fungi, Ascomycota, Sordariomycetes, Xylariales, Hypoxylaceae. Bases 257 to 1957 code for a protein of 566 amino acids.
CUUAAACCUGUUCGUAACCCGCUGGCCGCAGCUACCCGCCGUCUCUCUAAGCUGUGACCUUCAUACGCAGACUCCUGACCAACAUACAUUAUUAUAAAUGCUUAAGAACACAACAAGCCUGGAUGUGAAACCCUCUAUGUAGUAUCACAACUACUUAACUUGCACUAACUCACGAAUACUGAUCCGGCCUCUACUUCAUUAGGCUGUCUUCCCCGCCCGCUCAUCGGAGACAAAGAGCUCACUCGGGAGCACCAACAUGUCGCAGGCUCAGCUGCUCAGGGGCCAGUCUGGCUUGCCUGUCGACAACCCGACGAAGUCAUACUGGCACAAGGAGCCUUCGGCCAAACUGUUAGGCCACAGAACGACGAAAGAGUUACCCCGCUCUGCCGACGUCGUUAUCGUGGGGAGCGGAAUCACGGGGACUUUUGCUGCCCACUUCAUGAAAGAGCUGCGCCCCGAUCUCGACGUUGUCAUGGUCGAGGCCAGAGAGGCUUGUUGGGGUGCUACUGGCAGGAACGGGGGUCACUGUCAGCCCGCAAUCUACACCUCGGAACCCCACGUCGCCUCGUUCGAGCUGCGCAACUACUUCUUCCUCAAGGACCUGGUCGAGAAGUUCUCGAUCCCGUGCGACUGGCACACGACGAGCGGCGUGCACGCCUUCUACUCGCCCGUGCUCUUCGCCGCCGUCCGUCGCAGGGUCGAGUACCUGAUGGACGAGUACCCGGACCUGGCCGCCAACGUGGCCCUCGUGACCAAAGGCAAGCCGGGCGAGGACAGCAACGUAGAAGGCACCCCAGCCUACCUGCUCGAGGGCGAGCGUCGCGAGCUCACCCUCGACGCGCUACGGGUCCCGCACGCCGAGGGCGCCGUGGUACAAUGGAACGCCGCGAGCCUAUGGCCAUACAAGCUCGUCGCCUUCGUACUCGAGCGGCUGCUCGCCGCAAACGACGACGAAGAACAAGGAGGAGGAAGAGGAGGAGGGGCCAAAGGGUCCUUCAACCUGCAAACCAACACGCCCGUGACGGGGCUCUCGCGCGCCGAAACGCCGGACCUUAGCAGCCACCACGAAAGCGCGAAGUCGACGUCGACGUCGAUAUGGACGGUGCACACGCCGCGCGGCGCCAUCGCCGCGUCCAAGGUGCUGCUCGCGACGAACGGGUACACGUCGCACCUGCUGCCGCAGUUCGCGCCGCUGAUCGUGCCGACGCAGGGCCAGGUCUCGGCCCUCGAGCCGCCCGAGAAGCCCGCGUCGCCGUCGGACCCGCCGCUGGACAUAAAGCACACCUUCUACGUCGAGGGCGAGCCCGGCGCGCCCUACGAGCGCGACGACUACCUGGUCCAGCGGCCCCCCGCCUCCGCGGAGCUCAUCUACGGCGGCGGCCGGCGGCACGCCAAGGGCCGCGGCGUCGCCGUCUGGGACGACAGCUACGCCGACGACGCCGUGUCGUGGUACCUCCGCGGCGAGCUCGGCUCCGUCGUCGACCUCUCGCUGCACCAGCACCAGCACCAUCCCGCUUCCCAACCUAGUAGUAACUCCAACCCUUCCUCAUCGACCCAAGAAACCAAACCCGCCACCGAAGAACAAAAGCACCACCAAAAACCGCUCCCCGGAAAGCAGGACCUGCACCCGACGCACGAGUGGACCGGCAUAAUGGGGUACUCCAAGGACGCGCACCCGUGGGUCGGCGCCGUCCCCUCUUCCGCCGGCGGCGACGACGGCGGCGGCCUGUGGCUAUGCGCCGGGUACACGGGCCACGGGAUGCCGAACGCGGUGCUCUCGGCCAAGGCCGUCGUCGACAUGAUGUACGGCGGCGGCGGCGGCGGGGAAACCCCCGCCAUCGACCUGCCGCCCGAGUACGAGCUCACCGAGGACCGGCUCGCGCGCUCGCGGCUGCUCGACGAGGUCGCGGAUGUGGAUGCCAAGGGCAGCUUGUACGCGGAUUUCGGCGCUCGUUAAGGUACCUACCUAGGAUGCUUACUUACCUACCUACCUACCUACCUUACUUUGCUUGCUGAUGGGGGGUUGGCGUCUAUGGAUUGAUAAGCGGGUGUAUGGUACGGAUAGACGAAUGGGCAAGUGCGUACCUAGAUUUCGUCGUUAUUUACGAUAGUUGGGUAAGGUAUAUUAUUUGAUGUCUAUGACGGAUGUCUGGUACAUAUAUUAGACCCUAGAUAGUUCUGGACGUAAUGUAGAUCGGUGUAAAUGAGUAGGUACCUACCUAGGUAGACGGCAUCUACAUUACAUAUAAUACAUACAUACCUACUAAGCAACAGGAUUGUAUCUCGAU